GUUGAGAGGCUGAGUGGAGUGGAUACGUCACGUUUAGGCUCCAGUUAUGAGUCCUGGUUAAGAUGUUUCGUUAACCUUUGUUCGUGGCUGAGUAACAUUAAAGUCAAGGAGGACUAUUUGGUGGUGUCAUUCGGCGAUUCCUCCCUACUUUCUCAAUACGGGUUUUGGACAAGUUACGACAGGAUUGGAGAAGAUAUGACAACAGUUUGAGAAGAGUAUCAACAAUUAAGUUUAAUUGGUAAAAUCGGAUAUUGAUUAUUAAUUCUGACCAAUCAAAUGACAGGAAUUCAAUCAUCUCAUGUCCAUUCAUAUCGGACCAUUCAUAAAGGAGACUCAUGAAGUAAAGAGGAAAUUUGUCCGGACAAGAAUACUUAAAUCAUCCGCUGGUGAUAACGAGGCUGACUCAGUGUUGAUUACAAUGUUGAAGUGUUGAAUAUUCAUAUAACAAUCUUCGAUGUAAUAUAUUGUGUCAGUAUAAAACUGUGGUGUUGAGAAGUGAACAUGGGUAGCUUAUGUUCCUGCUUACAGAAGGAGGUAGUCCUUCCAAUGAACCCUGUUACCGAGACAAUGGUGAACGAAGGCAGGUUCCCACUGAACACGCCCCCUGGUGUCGGCCAACCAGAGCUGGGCACAGACUCUCCUGAGGAGAGAAGAGGUCUCAUCGUUGUUAAUGACGUCAAGUUCAAUGUGUACGAUGACACCUUUACCCACCACACCGUUAUGUAUGAGCUCACCGACAAACGGGCAGACAAGGAUGCGUCCCUCGUCGUCCGCAGAGGUCAGCCAUUUCAGAUGACCAUUACCUGUGACCGGCCUUAUGACCCGGAAAAGGGAUGAGCUGAAGAUUAUCUUUCAAACGGGUGACAAGCCCCAACCUACCAAGGGAACUCUUGUGGAGAUGAACCUAUCAGAUGCUGACCUGUCCAAACAGUGGGGAGCCAAGUUAGUCAAGAGAUCCGACAAUGACCUGCAACUAGAGGUCAUGACCCCGCCAGCUUGUCCAAUAGGUCGCUGGAAUGUCAAGGUCAGAGCUGUGAUGAAGGGGGGAGAGAGAGGAUCCAUUUCUAAAGUUCACAGCCAUCCAAAACCGAUCUACAUCCUGUUUAACCCCUGGUGUAAAGAUGACCAGGUAUAUCUCCAUGACGAUAAACUACUCGAGGAGUAUGUCUUGAAUGACAUUGGCAAAAUCUUCGUUGGGAACUGUAAGAACAUCUACGGACGACCAUGGAGCUUUGCACAGUUUGAAGACCCUGUGUUGGACUGUGUCUUUGACCUUUUGGAUAAGAAAGGAUUCCCAGCGUCCAGUCGAGGUGACCCUAUGAAGGUUGUUCGUAAGCUCACUGCCCUGGUAAACUCGUCAGAUGAGAACGGAAUCCUGACAGGUAACUGGUCAGGUGACUACGAGGGAGGGACCAAGCCGACGGCCUGGACAGGGAGUCAGGCCAUUCUGGAGAAGUACUAUGAAACUAAGUCACCGGUCGAGUUUGGCCAGUGUUGGGUAUUCUCUGGAGUACUGACCACAUGUUGUCGGGCUCUUGGUUUACCAGCCAGGAGUGUCACAAACUUUGCAUCCGCCCACGAUACAGACGUGUCCAUCACCAUAGACUACCACUUCGAUGAGGAGGGUAAUCCUAUGGAGGAGUACAACGGUGACUCUGUAUGGAAUUUCCACGUGUGGAAUGAUGUGUGGAUGGCACGUCCAGACCUCAAAGACCAGGAUUACGGAGGCUGGCAGGCUUGUGACGCGACGCCCCAGGAGACAAGUGAUGGUCUUUUCUGCUGUGGACCCUGCCCUCUACUGGCCAUCAAAAAAGGGGACGUCACUGUGCCUUACGACGGACGUUUUAUAUUCGCGGAGGUCAACGCUGACAAAGUGUACUGGAAAAUGGAGGACGGUACCAUCAAGAAAAUGAAUGUCAAAAGCCAAAGUGUUGGCCAGUACCUAAGUACCUUUAGACCGAGGUGCUUGGGCCCCGUGGAGAUGUCGAGAAAGUCCCCAUGUUGGGACAAACGCUGGGAUAACAUCACUGGCCAGUAUAAGUACUCGGAAGGUACCGGCGCUGAGAGAGCUGCAGUAUUUAAAGCUAAUUUUGGAGGAAUCUUGGCAGGUCUCUAUGAUCAACCCCUGGAGGAAAGUCAGGAUGUUUCAGUGAAGGUUGUGGACAGAAAACAGGGUAACUAUGGAGACGACAUUGAAGUUGAUGUUGACUUUGAGAAUUUGUCCAAGGAGGAGCGUACAGUGAGUGGGACCUGGAGUCUACAGAGUUACUACUCGACUGGAGUGUUUGCUCACAAGAUUAGAUCUGAGAAGAUCAACAUAACCCUCAACCCAGCACAGAAGGUUUCCAAGAAGAUGCGUAUAGACUUCGACGAAUACGAUAAGAAAACAAUGGAGGGCUGUUAUUUCAAGACGUUGUGUGUCUGUGCGGUCAAAGAGACACAUCAAACCUCUUCUGAGGAUGACGACUUUCGACUCAUCAAACCUGACCUUGACAUGGAGGCGCCUGCGGAAGUCAAUGUAGGUGACACAUUCAAGGUGAAGGCGAUGUUCCAGAAUCCCCUGCCCAUCCUCCUCACCCUGUGUUACUUGGAAAUCCAGGGACCAGGACUGCUUAAACCCAAAAUCUUCAAACAGAGUUCUGUGGGGGCCAAGCAGACCUUCAUGUAUGAGGUCGAGAUGACCGCCACCAAACCUGGCACCAGGACGAUCGUCGCCAGCUUCGAUUCCAAAGAGAUUGUCGAUAUCAAUGGUAGCUGUGAAAUAGAGGUCAAAGAGAAGUGAACUCGUGUUCGACGAAUUUCAAGACAUUUGUGCGACAUAUUGACCGUUCACAAUUUCUACCAGAGUUCGCCAGUAAUUUAUAUGCCCUCUUUAUAAACUUCGCUCUAAACGUUUUAAACCAAAUUGCAAGUACAUGAAGAAAAUGACGGAGCAAACGGCGAUUAUGUAAAACAUAUAUAAGCUUCAAACCUAUAAUUAUUCCGCCAAACACACGAUAUUAUACAGUUAGUGUAUAAAGAAAUGCUCAACCAUUAAUAUAUCAGAAAAUUUACUGAGUGCAGACGCAAUCCGGAAAUCCUAUAAAGACAGCUAAAGCUCAUGGAAUUCUAUCAUUUAAAAUCAAUAUAAUAAAUGUUCUAUUUUUCAAAUCUAUUCAAAUCGGUCGAAGUACGCGAUACCAAAUCAACAUCCUUGUAGGGUGCACUCAGCAAUUCAUUGCGAGAAACAUCUUCGCCGCCUAUUGGGGACGACAUUUGCAUCCAACAAAUUCACAGACAAACCAUUUCACCCCUCAAGUCGAUCUCGGUCAUUCGUCCAUCAUUCCGUCCGUAAACAACCUUUACUACUAUUUCCUAGUUGUUCACGAAUAGGCUAUCCUUGGUCUUUAGUUGUUCAUCGUCAAUUGAAGUCGUAUCGGGAAACAAAAGGAGUGACAGACGGUCAUUUUGAAUUUGACUGUUGGAAGAUUGCAAUCGCUAUUUUUAGGAAAAUCUACAUGGAUCUUCCUCAAUACUUGUCUGUAGGGUUCCACUGUUAUGCAGUUAACGGCUAUAUUUGACUUUAACACUCAAUAUUUGAUAUCGGAUUUGAAGAUAUUAACAAUAUUAAAUCAUACGAUACGUUCGAGUCUACGAUAUCAACGUGAAAAUAUGUUUCUAAUUUCUCAGGGAAACAGCUAUAAAGUUUCAAAACAAA
Pecten maximus is the source of this 3697-nucleotide messenger RNA. RefSeq names its product hemocyte protein-glutamine gamma-glutamyltransferase-like. Gene Ontology annotation, biological process: peptide cross-linking. Gene Ontology annotation, molecular function: protein-glutamine gamma-glutamyltransferase activity. The transcript has 15 exons. Lineage: Eukaryota; Metazoa; Mollusca; Bivalvia; Pectinida; Pectinidae. The record is from RefSeq and is a predicted model, not a curated record. Bases 818 to 2782 code for a protein of 654 amino acids.